This is a messenger RNA of Python bivittatus (Burmese python), 2322 nucleotides long. Lineage: Eukaryota; Metazoa; Chordata; Lepidosauria; Squamata; Pythonidae. The record is from RefSeq and is a predicted model, not a curated record.
GGAGGAGGAGGAGGAGAGCAGCUCGCUCCCUUGGUAGCGGCCGCGACGCUCUGCCGGGCUAUUCUGCCUUUCUCCUUUGUUCGAAGGGGGCGGGUGAGGUGCCCCAAAUGCACAGGCCCAGGAGAAUAGCGUGGGCCGAGAGCCCCCCGGAGGUCUCUGGCCACGCGAACCCCGGCUACUCUAGCGGAGAAGAAAAAGGGGAGCCCCCCCCGGGGAGAAGCGCCCAAGUGAGCGACGCGGCAGCGAUGGGGGACGAAGUCGACCACCCGCUCCUCAGGGGCAUUUUCGAGAUCGAGAAGAAGAGCUGCGACGUGGUGCUCCGCGCCCAGCGGCUCAGCUGGAGCCCUAUCAAGCCAGAGAGCCCCGUAGGAGGUUCCAGUAUUGGUUUACAGCAUAAAGAAGAAUUUGUUGAAAUGAAAGAUGUAUUUUCCAUAAAACUGAAACGUCGUCGUUUUGCUGGGCAAGAAAAAGGCAUAUUAUUAGGAAUCGCUAUUUUUGUGUGUCUAAAAAAAGGCAAUAAACUUAAAGAUGCCACCAUCAAUCUAGGCAACAUAAGUGAAGACCAUUGUUAUUUAUGGUAUAGAUCUUUGAAGGAAAUUUUGAAGGGGUUUCCAAGUCGGCCAAAGUCAUUAAAAAUAUUUGUCAAUCCAAAUAGCCAUAAAAAAGAAGCUACUCGGAUUUAUUAUGAGCAAGUUGCUCCCCUCUUCAAGGUUGCUGACAUCAUGACUGACGUUAUCGUUACUGAAUAUAAAGGUCAUGCUCUUACACUGCUCAAGGAAUGUGACUUAAAGUCAUUCCAUGGGGUGGUCUGUGUUGGUGGAGAUGGCACUGUCAGUGAGAUUGCUCAUGGUCUUUUGGUUAGAGCCCAGGUGGAUGCCGGAAAGAACUGUGAUAAUGCACUUGUACCAGUCAGAUCGCAAAUUCCUCUUGGGAUAAUACCAGCAGGAUCUACUAAUAUUUUGGCACAUACUCUGAAUGGAAUCCAACACACACGAACAGCAACAUUGCAUAUAAUAUUGGGGCAUUUACAGUCAGUGGAUAUGUGCACUUUUAGUAGCCCAAUCAAGCUCCUUCGCUUUGGAUUCUCUUCUAUGUUUGGCUUUGGAUCAAGGACUCUAGCUUUGGCUGAAAAGCAUCGUUGGAUUCCAUCAAAGCAGCGUAAAGAUUUUGCUGUAAUCAAGACACUAGCAAGCCUCAAACCAGAAGAUUGUGAAUUAUUGUUCCUCCCACUGAAGCAUUUACAGCAAGAUGCACAAGAAAAUAAUCAAAGGAAGCAAGGGAGACUUAAAUCAGACAGCAAGGAUGAAUGGCACAGAAUCCAGGGUCACUUCCUGAACGUGAGCAUUAUGGCAAUCCCUUGUCUCUGUUCAGUGGCACCGAGAGGCUUGGCACCUAAUACCAGAUUGGAUGAUGGAAGCAUAGCUCUUAUAACUGUAAGGAACACUUCCCGGCAAGAAUUCAUUAAACAUUUGAAAAGAUAUGCUAGUGUGAAAAACCAGUUCAACUUUCCUUUUAUUGAAACGUAUAUUGUUGAAGAAGUAAAAGUCCUUCCAAGAACUGGAAAGAAAUGUAUCACUGGAGAUAAUCUGAGCUGUGCAGAUUCUGAGGAAAAGAGCUAUCCUUGGAACAUAGAUGGAGAUUUAGUGGAAUGGGCAAAAGAAGUUCAUAUUCGGGUACAUCCCCAGUUGAUUAAUCUGUAUGGAGGAAAUGUUGUUAUUUUGGAUAAUCUGAAAGAAUCUUGCAGUUGUAUUUAGAAAUAAUUUAUGAAGAAAAGUUACCUGCUUUCCAGCUGAAUCAUAUUUGUGUGACAAAAAUUGCAUAAGGAUAUGGAAGCCUGGAUGAUUCAAGUUAGAGGUAUGCAAUGGAUCUCAAAAUUCAGUUGAGAACACAAUUCAGAGCCUUGGGAAAGUGACCACUUUCCCAUCAGGUCAAAUGCUGCCACCUUCAUGUCCGAGCUGGAUCGAAGACAUGUUUUGUGAUUCCUGUUUUGUGUUUUGUAUGCAAAUCAAACACCUAUAGCUUUGACAAAUUCUCAGAAACAUUAAAUGGUUAGGGGAGAUUGACUGCCCAAUUUUAGAGAAAUAACGUAGGCUUUUCAGCUCCUUCAUUUUUUAAAAUUAUUAUUUUACAACUUCAUCUGUAACUUUGUUCCUUUUAGACAGAAUUAGAUAGUGUUUGCCCGUAAAAUUGCACCAUCAGUUUUCAGAUAGCUAUGUCAUGGUGUUUUUGUGCAAAUCUUUAUGAACUUAGUAGUGGUAAUUACAGUGGGGAAAAAAAUUCACUGACUGCCCCCAAGUGGAUACAGGUAGUCCCCAGUUUAAG